AAAGCGAAGCUGCAGCAGCGCUUGUCCUCUCCAACCUGCAGGUGGAAGCACAGCAGAAUGGGCUCAUUUCAGCUGAAGACGCAGCGGACAUUGAUUUGGAAAAAAGUACGCCAAUGCCGGCGGAAAUGCCAUCGGUGGAGUCGCCUGAAAUUGUACCCAAGCCUGGCAUCUUCGUCAGGGCAGUAUCACCACCUAAAUCUGCUGCAAGCGGGCUGACUGAGGAGGCAAGAACACUGCAACAGCCCGAAUCGCAACAACCCGAAAGCCUCUCUCUAGAAGACGAGCACGAAUACCUUCUCAAAAGAAAACGAGAAGAAGCCGGCGAACAAUCCGCCCUCCAGUUCCGCAUCGACCAGCUCCAAGCCAGAAGCACCGCCCUGACCCGCGCAAUCCGACAACACAAGCAGGAAACCCGCGAAGCCGACGAAAAAGCGAAAGUGCUGACGAAUUGGUUCGCUAAUACCGGGAAAGUUGCUUUUGAUAAGGAGAAAGAUAGGACCGCGGCGUUGAUGGUGCGGGUGCGGAAACUCAUGGAGGAGCUUGAGCAGGAACAAAAUAAGCUUCAGGCGAAGAUUGCAGCUGAAGAGCCUAAUAGGCUGCGGCUGGAGGUGGAGCGGAAUGGCUAUGUCGAGAGUAUUCGGAAACUCACGGGGAAGGAGGCUACGUUGAAUGAGGAGCUGGUCAUCCUUCAAGCGGAACUGGAGAAACAGGAGAACAUCCUCGAGGAUAAAAAAGCUUUGAGGGAUAAGCGGAUCCUGGAACAUAUGGAGGAACUGGAUGCGGCUCGCAAGCGGGAUUUGGAGCUUUUGCUUGAUUCGUUACGAAGACAAGUGGGUCCGAGUAGGGAAUCUACCACGGAUCACCUUCAGGAUCUUGUGAUGUUGGAUUUGACGGGCAACGGGCUCGAAAGGAUCCCCAACGUAACCCAAGCGCCUAAGAUCCGCCGUGUAGUCCUCGAUCAUAACGACAUUGCCGAUGUGAAAGAUCUUAAACCGUUGAAAGAGCUGAAGUUCUUGAGCUUGCAGGACAACAAAUGCAGUAAUCUCGACAUCGCCUGGUUCACCGAUCUACGGGUCCUGGACGCCGCCAAGAACCGCUUAACAGAAAUCCAGAUCGGCCAAAACGACGAAAUCAACCGCCUCCGCAUGCUCAUCUACGUCGACCUAUCCGACAACCGCCUCAGCAACCCUUCACUAAGCCUCUCCCAUUCGAAGCUGCUCCAACAUCUCAAUUUGUCGAAUAACUGUUUUAUGGACUUUCCGGAGGUUCCUAAUGACUUGCUUUGUGAGCUUGUUAUUAGUGGGAAUAGUAUCAGAGCGUUGUCGUUGAAGCAAUGGUCGCCGGCUUUGCGGGUUCUCGAAGCUGCGUCGAAUAAUAUACAAUCCUGCGAUCCGGUCGCGAUUGCGAUGUGCCCGUUUCUGAGGGAGAUUGAUCUUUCGAAUAACUUGAUCACUGACUUUCCGUCGCUGUAUGCCCUUGCGGUAUGCCGAGACCUUGAGAUUCUGACCCUGGACGGGACUCCAAUCAUCAGAACAAUGAACUUCAAUAGAGCUGUCGCCGCGCUAUUUCCCAAGUUGAAGAUGCUGAACGGCAAACCGAUAUCAGGAAUCGCCAGAGAAAUGGGACGAACUAAAAUUGCCGCAUAUCCUUCCGGACAUGCGAUCAAGUGGUGUCGCCUGGCGGUGGACUACUUGUAUGCUUUUUUGAUGGAUGAGCACAGGAAAGAGGAAAGCAUCAGAUCACUCGGAGAUUGGAAAGCUAUGGAGCAAGCGCACGAGCGGAACAUCGCAAACUCCCUCGGCCCGCGUUACAGACCCUACCUCCGCUACCUCUAUUCCAAACAAUCCGAGAGCGACACCACCACAGACGCAGAAGUCCAAGAACAGCGCGUAGACUGGCUCGCAGCGUUAUUGCAGCAGAAUGCGUCGGAGUUUGAUCGGAUGAAGAAGAGUCGGGAGCCUAGCUCUGAUUUGGCUUUGGCCGGUUGCAUCGAUGAUUUGGAGUAUCAAAUCAAGCUGCACUCAAUCAUUGUAACUCAAGCGAUGUGGCGUGGACGGAGAGAGCGGCGACGGAAAUUGAAGAAGAGCGGAGCGUCAAGGAUGCUCCAAAAGUGGUGGAAGCUAUGCCUGGCGCAAAAGGAAGAAGCCGCGCGGAAGAAUCAGGCUGCGGGUGCCAUUCAGAAAGUUUGGAAAGAGUACUCGCGAAAGAAGAGAUCGAAACCACGUUCCCUUUACCACCCGUCACCGGUGGAUAGAGUUUCUCGGGCGCGGACUCCAGUCCCGGCAACUGCACCAGCUCCAGCUCAACAGCCACCGCCGCCAAAGAUGACUGUAGAACCGAGCGGAAUAUCCGUUGAGGAUACGGAGGAUGACGAUUUAGAGAAUGAUGCGGCAAUAGAGGAGUGGUUGGAUGAUCUCGAUCAGGCCCGAGAGACCUUCCUCGGGAAGGAUACUGAAGAUUACCAUUUUGAGGAGAAGCCACAACCGGUCCCAUCUGUUCGGCGAGCGGACUCGAAGGAGGAAUCUUUCCUCAAGCAACAGGUGAGAAUAUGACGCCCGAUCCGCAUGUAUCGUUUAUGUGUACUUAUAGCAUGCACUCCACACCAGUUUGCAGAAAUGCAAAAAAGCCCCAACUUCCCCAACACUAUCAAGCCCAACAGCCCCAUUCGCAA
Fimicolochytrium jonesii is the source of this 2671-nucleotide messenger RNA. RefSeq lists its product as uncharacterized. NCBI's taxonomy places the organism in Eukaryota, Fungi, Chytridiomycota, Chytridiomycetes, Spizellomycetales, Powellomycetaceae. The transcript has 14 exons. The record is from RefSeq and is a predicted model, not a curated record. Gene Ontology annotation, molecular function: protein binding. Bases 114 to 2552 code for a protein of 812 amino acids.